Molecule: messenger RNA, 188 nt
Organism: Amoebophrya sp. A25
Lineage: Eukaryota; Dinophyceae; Syndiniales; Amoebophryaceae
Source: the annotation of a GenBank genome assembly
AACGAGCAGUAGAGGACCCAGCAGUCCAUUGCUCUUGAGGUCAACAGGUACCGCUAGUCAAGCGGCUCAAGCACAUAUGUCUUCCGCAACUUCUAGUGGAACUUCAGGCGGUAAUAUGCCUGGAACUUCAGGCGCAGCACCAAGCAUGAUCGCUGGAGGUCGGAUUUUAUUCUCUGUUUCAGCACGAG